UUUUAUUUUUUUUUUGUUUUCUUUAAAAAAAAUUCAUUAUAUAUACUUUUUAUUAUUAUUACUAUUGUCCUUAAAAUAUAAAGCUAAAUAUAUAGAUAUAUAAAUAAAAAUACAUAUAUUCUUUUAGUUGCCUCUUUUUAUAUAUAUACAUACCUUUUAUUUUUAUUUUAUUUUUUUAUUUUUACUCCCUUACUAAUGCCUGAUAAAAAUCAAUUAACUCAAAUGUCUCAAUUUUCAAUUAUUCGGGAAUCACCUGGAGAAACAUAUCAUCCAACUCCUUCACAGAGCAACGCGAAUAAAAAGCAAAGGCCGGCAGAGUUGAAAUUUAAAAUUGAACCUAUUGGUAUUCAACCUGAAGAUGACGAUGAUUUGGAAACUUGUCCCUCUCGAACAAGGUCCAAUUGGCCUCAUCAAAUUAUUCCCUGGUGGAAACCUACAGAACGCGAUGAAAAGCCACCUUAUUCAUAUGCUACUUUAAUUGCUCACGCCAUCUUGACAAGUAAAGAUGGUCGUCUGACUUUAAGCGAUAUUUAUAAAUGGAUUUCGGAAGCUUAUCCGUAUUAUAAAAGAGGACAAAAGGGCUGGCAGAACUCGAUUCGUCACAAUUUGUCUCUUAAUAAAAAAUGGUUUGUCAAAGUAGAUCGUCGUCCAACACAGGCACAUCCUGGUAAAGGUGGAUAUUGGACACUUCAGGUUAAUAUGGAAAAAAUCUUUGUUGAUAAUCUCUGUCAAGCAGGUGGACAUAGCCGAAGACAUCAUGAUAUGGGCAUGUAUAAUUCUUCUCAAUACAAUCGUUCCUCUUCUCAUACUGAAAGUGAUGAAAAUAAAAUGAGAGGUACAAUGGAAAAUAUGUGUCCUAAUAUUCAUAUCACACGUCCUGAGGACUAUGAGGUCAAGAAGAUGAAAACAACUAUCUCUGCUCCACGCAUAAGAAACAUGUCAGCUCAAGAAAAGAAGAAUGCUCAACUCCAAAUAUCUUCUUCAUCUACUGAUACUACUGCUACUGCUACUGCUACUGCUACUGCUACUACUACUAUUGCUGCUCCUAAAACAGAUCCUAAAAACUUUAUCAUUCGUUUUAACCCCCUUGAUCCUGUUAGUAAACGUCGUAGACCUUCUCCAAAGUCAAAUAAACGUCGUAAUUCAGUUGAGCCUGGAUCCUCUACAUCAGAAGAUGAUGAUAGUGCUGUUGAAGUUGACAGCUAUCCAGCCAAAAAAAGAAAAACAACAACAACAACAACAACAACGCCAACAAUGGACACUUUGUACAACACAGCAACAAAUAGUAAUUUAAUUAGACCAUCGGAUGUGAUCGGUGCCAUUUCUACGAACCAUCAUGAAGUGAUGUUGGGCUUAGAUCAAAGUAAUGACUUUUGGAUGUAUGACGAACCUGAACAUUGUAGCUCAGGCAAAAUGUUACUUACUUCCGAAUACCCUUUAUUAUUUGAUGUUGAAGCUCAAAAUAUUUUGCAUGGUUUACAAAGUGUAGCUACACCUCUUAUUCCUCAGCUACCUACUGUUCAACAACAAGCUGUUCAUACCGUAUCUCAUCAUCCUGACAUGAAGACCAUUGAUCUUCAGGCAUUUCCACUUGAAAAGAAUAUUCAUUAUCCUAGUAAUACCUUUUCACUUGAUGAUUUCUCGGAUCCUAAUAGUCAUUUGUUUGUCUCUGAUCUGAUGUCUUAUAAUUUGGAACAAUACAUCGAUUUCGGUGCUAAAAUGAGUGAACCUGUUAUCGCUACUACUAAUCCACCUUCUGAUUUAUUAUAUGAAAAUGGUGAAAAUAUGUUGAAUUCCUACUGGCCAGAAAUUCCUUCUUGUUACAUAAAUUUUGAUACUUCCAAUACAACAUAUAUGCCAUUACAUUAAAACAAAAACAAACAAAAAAAAAUAUCGAUCUAUAAAGCUUCUAUAUAAUGUAUUAUAUACACAUUAUAUACAUACGUACACACACACAUACACCCCACAUAUAUAUACAUAUAUAUCAUCAUACUUUAUACACGUCUUUUAUUUAUUUACAAUAUUUAUAUAUACCAUCAAAUUUAUCCUAUAUACAUAUACCUUUAGCCACACAUCUUUUUGUAAAUUUUCUACAUUUAUUCCUUUGUGUAAUAUUCAAUUUAUAAAUAAAUUCAAAUUUUUUUUCCAACAAA
Cokeromyces recurvatus is the source of this 2153-nucleotide messenger RNA. RefSeq names its product fork head domain-containing protein. Gene Ontology annotation, molecular function: RNA polymerase II cis-regulatory region sequence-specific DNA binding; DNA-binding transcription factor activity, RNA polymerase II-specific. Bases 196 to 1869 code for a protein of 557 amino acids. Gene Ontology annotation, biological process: regulation of transcription by RNA polymerase II. Lineage: Eukaryota; Fungi; Mucoromycota; Mucoromycetes; Mucorales; Mucoraceae. The transcript is spliced from 2 exons. The record is from RefSeq and is a predicted model, not a curated record.